Oppia nitens is the source of this 1081-nucleotide messenger RNA. RefSeq names its product cyclin-C-like (gene CycC). Lineage: Eukaryota; Metazoa; Arthropoda; Arachnida; Sarcoptiformes; Oppiidae. Gene Ontology annotation, biological process: positive regulation of transcription by RNA polymerase II. The record is from RefSeq and is a predicted model, not a curated record. Bases 125 to 1033 code for a protein of 302 amino acids. The transcript has 11 exons. Gene Ontology annotation, cellular component: nucleus; mediator complex. Gene Ontology annotation, molecular function: cyclin-dependent protein serine/threonine kinase regulator activity.
CAUAUAUUAAAUAUAUUAAAGUAUUAUUUAAAUAAUAAAUUUAAUUGUCAUAUAUUGUGAUAAUUAUUACCGUAAGUGAUGUACAUUUGGAUGAAAGUAGUGAUCAAUUAAUAUUUGAGACCAAAUGGCCGGUUGUUUUUGGCAGAGCUCUCACUUUCAACAAUGGCUAUUAACACGACAGGAUCUAAUGAGAGAAAGACAUCAAGACUUACAAAUAUUGUCUGACGAGGAAUAUUUAAAAUUAAUGAUUUUUUUCGCUAAUUUGAUACAAGCGUUGGGAGAACAGCUUAAAGUUAAGCAACAAGUCGUGGCCACAGCUAUUGUCUACUUUAAAAGAUUUUAUGUCAGAAAUUCAUUGAAAAGCAUUGAUCCGUUGUUGAUGUCACCCACUUGUGUUUUCUUGGCCUCAAAAGUUGAAGAGUUCGGUGUUAUAUCUAAUAACAGACUUAUCUCGACGUGUCAAUCAGUUGUUAAGAAUAAGUUCUCUUAUGCCUAUCCGUCUGAGUUUCCGUAUCGGAUUAAUCACGUUCUUGAAUGUGAAUUCUAUCUCUUGGAAAUGAUGGAUUGUUGUCUGGUUUUAUAUCAUCCUUACAGACCUUUAUUACAAUAUCUUCACGAUUGGAAUAAUAAGGAGACAAUACUUCCCACUGCUUGGAAUGUUGUUAAUGAUAUAUACCGUACAGAUAUAUGUUUGUUAUAUGCCCCACAUCAAAUUGCAUUAGCAUGUCUUCACAUGGCAUGUGUUAUCACACAAAGAGAUUACAAGCAAUGGUUUGCUGACUUAAAUACAGACUUAGAUAAAGUUUUGGAAAUUACUCGACAUAUUCUCAACUUAUAUGAAUUAUGGAAGAAUUUUGACGAGAAGAAGGAGAUCCAGGCAUUACUCAACAAAAUGCCAAAACCCAAAUGUCAACAAACGUCGAGGCCCCCUUCACAGGGAGGGGUUCCAUCAGAAGGUCAGUCGAGUCAACAACAAAGCAAUCAAAAUACAUCGACUGCUUCCUCGUCUGGUUUAUCACAAACUACUAACUAAUGACUACAUAUUAAAUCAUUUGUAAUCAUAAGAAACUUAAAUUAUAUA